AUGGAACUGGAAAACCAGACAGAUGUAAUACAAUUCUUCCUCUUGGGACUCUCAGAGGAUCCAGAAUUUCAGCCCAUUCUGUUUGGACUGUUCCUGUUCAUGUACCUAGUGACAGUUUCUGGGAACUUGCUCAUCAUUCUGGCCAUUAUCUCUGACUCUCACCUCCACACUCCAAUGUACUUCUUACUCUCUAACCUGUCCUUCACUGAUAUCUGCUUCAGCACCACCACUGUCCCUAAGAUGCUGAUAAACCUUCAUAAACAGAGCAAAGCCAUCAGUUAUGCAGGCUGCAUUACUCAGGUCAGCUUUGUCUUACUUUUUGCUGGGAUGGAAAACUUUCUUCUUGCAGCAAUGGCUUAUGACCGUUAUGUGGCCAUCUGCAAUCCCCUUCGCUACACAGCCAUCAUGAAACUCCACUUGUGUUUUCUGAUGAUUUUAUUGUCGUUGUGCAUUAGCAUUGUGGAUGCCCUUCUGCAUGGUUUAAUGAUUCUGAGACUAUCAUUCUGCACAUAUUUUGAAAUCCCUGACUUCUUCUGUGAUCUUGAUCAGGUCAUCAAACUUGCAUGUUCUGACACUUUCGUCAAUAACAUUCUGGUAUAUGCUGUAACUAGUGCAUUAGGUGGUGUGCCCCUAGCAGGGAUUAUUUUCUCUUACUUUAAAAUUAUCUCUUCCAUCCUGAGAAUGACAGCAUCAGGGGGUAGGUAUAAAGCUUUCUCAACAUGUGGGUCUCAUCUGUCAGUUGUUUCCUUGUUCUAUGGGACAGCAUUUGGGUUAUAUAUUAGCUCUGCAUUUACAGACUCCCACAGGAAGACAUCUGUAGCAUCACUGAUGUAUACUGUGCUUCCUCCAAUGCUGAACCCAUUUAUAUACAGUCUGCGGAACAAAGAUAUGCAGAAGGCUUUGAGAAAAAUCAUCUAA
Messenger RNA from Acomys russatus (golden spiny mouse), 918 nucleotides. RefSeq names its product putative gustatory receptor clone PTE03. Gene Ontology annotation, cellular component: membrane. Bases 1 to 918 code for a protein of 305 amino acids. Lineage: Eukaryota; Metazoa; Chordata; Mammalia; Rodentia; Muridae. Gene Ontology annotation, biological process: G protein-coupled receptor signaling pathway. The transcript has a single exon. The record is from RefSeq and is a predicted model, not a curated record. Gene Ontology annotation, molecular function: G protein-coupled receptor activity; olfactory receptor activity.